This is a messenger RNA of Mya arenaria, 736 nucleotides long. RefSeq names its product placenta-specific gene 8 protein-like. The transcript is spliced from 3 exons. Lineage: Eukaryota; Metazoa; Mollusca; Bivalvia; Myida; Myidae. Bases 188 to 460 code for a protein of 90 amino acids. The record is from RefSeq and is a predicted model, not a curated record.
UGAGUCAGCAUUCGUGAAGUAUUCCACUCCGAACAGUUAGCACGUUCACGGUUAACCGUCCGAAAGUGAUUGGUCUGGUGUUAACCUAUAAUUUCAGCCUUCGACCGUGCAAUCGACGAAUGUAGUUGUGAACGCAGGUGGUCCCGGCGCCAGGAAGCGGCCCUGGUCCACCCAGAUAUGCGCCUGCAUGGAGGACGUUAGCGGAUGUCUGUGCGCCAUGUGUUGUUUCCCGUGCAUGAUGAUGACGAUGGCUACCCGGAUGGAUGAAUUUUGUUGUAUGCCCUUCCUCGUCCCUAACGCCCUCUUUCCCAUGCGCGUCCAGGUCCGGGCUGCCAACAGGAUUAAGGGGACUAUCUGCAGGGAUUGUGUGAUGACGACAUGCUGUACAUUGUGUGCCGCGUGUCAACUCAAAAGGGAACUCGACAACAUCGACGCGCGAAAACCCUCGACCGAUCUCUGAAGUCGACUUUCUCCCAGAAAAUUACCGAACACUGAGACUAACGUCAUCCUGGUGGACACCUCGACACACAAUACCCUUUCGGUGCACUGAUUCAAUAAAGUUCGUUGUGACGCCAUAAUUUGUAAUUUAUAAUUGCUUUUUCAGACAUGUUUUUUGUUGUUCAUCGUGUAUCCGGAUAUUUUUACGGCGGAUAUACGAUGACAGUAUAUGUAUCACAUUUCAAAUUCCAUUUACAUAUGUUAAAACGAUUCAUUUGAAAAUAAAUAUUUUCAAUCA